GGAAGGCGUGGCGCGUGUCGUUGGUAGGUCUUCCCAGAUAGCCCGGUUUCCGGUCUCCUCCCAAGCGAGGCAGUUUUCUGGAUCCUUGUGACCGUUGCUGCUCCAUCCUCUUUCGUUGUCGUCUUUUCUUCGGUAUUUAGUCUUUCCGAGGACUCCCCUCUUCGUUGUAGGUGCAAUAAGAAACUGAAGUCAUGACAGACUCCAAAUACUUCACCACCAAUAAAAAAGGGGAAAUUUUUGAACUGAAAGCUGAGCUCAACAAUGAAAAAAAGGAGAAGAGAAAAGAGGCAGUGAAAAAAGUCAUUGCUGCCAUGACUGUGGGGAAGGAUGUCAGUUCCCUUUUCCCUGAUGUGGUGAAUUGCAUGCAGACAGAUAACUUGGAGCUAAAGAAGCUGGUGUAUCUCUACCUGAUGAACUAUGCCAAAAGUCAGCCAGACAUGGCCAUUAUGGCUGUGAACAGUUUUGUGAAGGACUGUGAGGAUCCCAACCCUCUCAUCCGUGCUCUGGCGGUGCGCACUAUGGGAUGUAUCCGUGUGGACAAGAUCACUGAAUACCUGUGCGAACCUCUCCGGAAGUGUCUGAAGGAUGAAGACCCGUAUGUGCGCAAGACUGCUGCUGUCUGUGUGGCCAAACUACAUGACAUCAAUGCCCAAAUGGUGGAGGAUCAGGGCUUUCUGGAUUCGUUGCGUGAUCUCAUUGCUGACUCCAAUCCCAUGGUGGUGGCCAAUGCUGUUGCUGCCUUGUCUGAAAUCAGCGAAUCUCAUCCAAAUAGCAAUUUGCUAGAUCUAAACCCUCAGAACAUCAACAAGCUACUCACUGCUCUAAAUGAGUGCACGGAGUGGGGGCAGAUAUUUAUUCUAGACUGCCUUUCCAACUACAACCCAAAGGAUGACCGUGAAGCCCAAAGCAUAUGCGAACGGGUGACACCGCGCCUCUCUCAUGCCAACUCCGCUGUUGUGCUUUCGGCUGUCAAAGUGCUGAUGAAGUUCCUGGAGCUUCUCCCCAAGGACUCUGACUAUUACAACAUGUUGCUGAAGAAACUGGCCCCUCCACUGGUCACCCUGCUGUCCGGCGAGCCUGAAGUCCAAUACGUUGCUUUGAGGAACAUCAACUUGAUUGUGCAGAAAAGGCCUGAAAUCCUGAAGCAGGAGAUCAAGGUUUUUUUUGUGAAAUACAAUGACCCCAUCUACGUGAAGCUGGAGAAACUUGAUAUCAUGAUUCGCUUAGCAUCCCAGGCCAACAUUGCUCAGGUUUUGGCAGAACUCAAGGAGUAUGCCACCGAAGUGGAUGUAGACUUUGUCCGCAAAGCUGUCCGUGCCAUUGGGCGAUGCGCCAUCAAAGUUGAACAAUCUGCCGAGCGCUGCGUGAGCACACUUCUGGAUCUCAUCCAGACCAAGGUCAACUAUGUAGUGCAGGAAGCCAUCGUGGUCAUCCGAGACAUCUUCCGCAAGUAUCCCAACAAGUACGAGAGUAUCAUUGCCACACUUUGUGAAAACCUUGAUUCUCUGGAUGAGCCAGAUGCCCGAGCAGCUAUGAUCUGGAUUGUGGGCGAAUACGCAGAGAGAAUUGACAAUGCGGAUGAGCUCUUGGAGAGCUUUCUGGAGGGCUUCCAUGAUGAAAGUACCCAGGUGCAGCUCACUCUGCUGACUGCCAUCGUGAAGCUGUUUUUGAAGAAGCCGUCUGAAACACAGGAACUGGUCCAGCAAGUGCUGAGUCUUGCUACACAGGAUUCUGACAACCCAGAUCUGCGUGACCGUGGCUACAUUUACUGGCGACUCCUCUCCACAGACCCCGUCACUGCCAAGGAGGUGGUUUUGUCAGAGAAGCCCCUGAUCUCUGAAGAGACCGACUUGAUUGAGCCCACUCUGCUGGAUGAGCUCAUUUGCCACAUUGGUUCGUUGGCUUCGGUGUACCACAAACCACCCAAUGCCUUUGUGGAGGGCAGCCAUGGAAUCCAUCGCAAGCACCUGCCCAUCCAUCACGGAAGUACUGAUGCAGGAGACAGCCCUGUGGGAACCAUGGCUGCUACAAACCUGGAGCAACCUCAGGUGAUUCCAUCCCAGGGAGAUCUCCUGGGUGACCUCUUGAACCUUGAUCUGGGGCCUCCAGUGAAUGUGCCCCAAGUGUCUUCCAUGCAAAUGGGUGCUGUGGAUCUUCUAGGAGGCGGACUUGAUAGCCUGCUUGGCAGUGACCUUGGCGGGGGAAUUGGAGGCAGCCCAGCAGUAGGGCAGACCUUCAUCCCAUCAUCAGUCCCAGCAACUUUCGCUCCCUCACCUACCCCAGCUGCAGUCAGCAGUGGACUCAAUGACCUCUUUGAACUCUCUUCCGGCAUCGGCAUGGCACCUGGUGGAUACGUGGCUCCCAAAUCGGUCUGGUUGCCGGCUGUGAAAGCCAAAGGCCUGGAAAUUUCUGGAACCUUCAGCCAUCGGCAAGGACACAUCUACAUGGAUAUGAGUUUCACCAACAAGGCUCUUCAACACAUGAGCGACUUUGCCAUUCAGUUCAACAAGAACAGCUUUGGAGUCAUCCCCAGCACCCCCCUGGCCAUUCAUACUCCUCUGAUGCCAAACCAAAGCAUUGAUGUUUCCCUUCCGCUCAACACUUUGGGGCCAGUCAUGAAAAUGGAACCUCUCAACAAUCUUCAGGUGGCUGUAAAGAACAACAUUGAUGUUUUUUACUUCAGCUGUCUUAUCCCCCUCAACGUGCUUUUCGUAGAAGAUGGCAAAAUGGAACGCCAAGUUUUCCUUGCAACAUGGAAGGACAUUCCAAAUGAAAAUGAGCUCCAGUUCCAAAUUAAAGAGUGUCACCUGAAUGCUGAUACUGUUUCCAGUAAGCUCCAGAACAACAACAUUUAUACCAUUGCCAAGAGAAAUGUGGAGGGCCAGGACAUGCUGUACCAGUCUCUGAAGCUUACCAAUGGCAUCUGGAUCCUGGCCGAACUACGCAUUCAGCCCGGCAACCCCAACUAUACGCUGUCUCUGAAGUGCCGAGCUCCUGAAGUGUCCCAGUACGUCUACCAAGUCUACGACGCCAUUUUGAAAAACUGAUCUGUCAAACCACUCCUGCCAGCACCUCACCACAUGGGGAAUGGGAACAGGGCUAACUCCACACCCUCUGCCAGUGCCCGUGUGUUGGUGUAGGCCAAGAACAUUCCUUCCCUUGGUAUGGGAAAAGCAGCUCUAUAUUGUGUCCGAGAUCUCAGCUCCAGACGCUGAGGCUAAACCAAGGUAGCAAGUAGUGUCCGCGUGCCGGUAACAGUAGGGGAUGUUGCAUUUGAUACUUUUAGCAUCUGUGAGAAUUUUGUAACCAUGCUGCAUCAGCUGUUUUUGCAGUCCUGUGCCAUGUCUGUCUCGUUUGUUCCUGUGGCUUCUUCAUCUCGUGCCAAUGCUUUGCAUUUUCUAAACCACUGUAGGCCUCUGGUUGAUAUUUUGUAAUAUGCUUCCUCAUUUUAAUAAAUGCACAUGCACACACAGUCUCUGCCCAGCCAGAGGCAUCUGAGAGAAAACACACACACUGCACUUUAUUAUUCUUUUGUAUUUGUGUACUGCUGAUUAAUUUUUGUAAUGAACCAGCUGUCUACAACAAGCAGGAAUAAAGGAGGGGCAUCAAAACAAGACUAGUUGUACAACAACAAUGCUGGCUUAUGGAUUUAACCUUGGAAAAUUCCAUUACCUGGUACGAAUUGUAGCUUAUUAUUAUUUAAGGCCCCUCCUUGUCUGCCCUCCGCACAGACUGAAAAUCCCACCAGUUACCAAACCUCAAUCCUGCGGACACCUGAGGGUUUGCAGCUGAAGAGACAAUCUGUCGCUGUUUGAGCUCCCAGGGGUGAAAAUCGAGGGGCAAUCCUCCUGCUGCCCCUGCAUGCAUCAGUGUGCAUCACAGCUCUAUAUUCUCUUUUCACAUGCUGCCAAUUGAACAGCAGGUUCUGAUAGCUUUGUGCAUAUGUAGUGUCAUUAAAAAAAAAAACAUGGCAGCCAAGACAGUAGCUUUCACAGGUAAAGAGGAAUGGUAGCAAGGCAAGGGGGAAAAAAAGGCAGCAGAAACUACUGUCUGGUUACACUGGUUGUGGACAGUUUAAUCCAGUUGCCAUUUUCUCUUGACCUUGGUCUCAGUCUCACUGUGCAAACUCCUGCUGUGCCCUUCUUCGCCAUCUCCGUACUGGAAUCUCCCUGGAAACCUAAAACAGCUAUUUCUGCUGCCACCAGAUAAAUGUACGAGGUUCAAACCAUGCCCCAGUAUGGCUGAAACAGGCUCCUAGCUCCAGCUCCAUCCUCACCCCACCAGAAUAUAACCUUUAGCGAGGAUCUAUGCCCUGUCACUUCUUCAAGGGUGAGAGAAACAUUUUCUGGGUGAGCCUGGAGCAGAGUUCUUGACGUGGAACCUGUUCUCACCAUUAGCAUCUUAACACAUUCUGUGCUAAGGGAAGAGAGGAUGGUCUUUUCCCUCCAUGUCAGUUGCCUCCUGGCUCAUCUGCCUUUUUCUCCUAUGCUCCCAUCUACAUUGGCCCCUUUCCUAUUGCUGCUUUGUCUCCCACCUUAUUUGAGAGAACAGAGGACUGUGAAUGUCUAGGAGAUCCUCUGAGCAAGUUCAGCAUUGCAAUGAUGCUGGCUAUUCCCGGUGGACUUCAGUUUCUUUCACCCACCCACCUCUGUGCAGAGAGCACACAUAAACUCUCCUCCUUGAAGAAUCCGGUCUUUGGGGAAAGAGGCGGGGAGGGUGAUUUGGAGCAAAUCUGGCAGGUCCAGUGGGCUGCUGCAUUGCCUUUGAAUCUUGGAUAUAGAACCAGGCCAAGCUACAUUCAGUGGGUUUGGUGGGGAAGUCUCUUCUUGACUGGAACUGAACUGAAAGAAUCAGUCACCUGUGAACAUAAGAGGCAGGCCACUGGAACUUACCCUUUAAGUCCUGACCAAGCUAUGCCUGUCAAAACCAGAAAUACAUUUUCAGUGUCCAAGUCCUCAUGAUCCUAAUCCCAUCAUGCUUGCUUCAUAACCACAUGAGACCUUGGCUCCUUUCAGCCAGGUGUCUCAAGCUGUGUUUCCAAAGCCUGAUAUAACAUCUUGUAGUCACUAGCGAAUCAAGAACUCACACUGGGUCAUAUGUGUCUUAAUUGGCACUCUGCCUGCAUCUCCUUUGGAAAGCCUAAAGGCUGUGAUAAGGAUGGCCUGUAUUGUCAAGCCAAAUUCAGCUGCCUGAGCUGACAGAUCAGUAGAACCUCAAUAACCACUUCGUCAUCUGCCUCUUAAAACUGGAGUUCUUGAGCAUCCUGACUUUGGCUUAGCCUGAUUCAAGUAAUAAAAUAGCCAUGGGCAUGUUUGUGUUGUCCUUGUACAACUGCUUAGGCUGACCAGAAGGCAUAAUGGCAUCAUGUAACUCAGGGAUUGGGAGUUGCAGUGCUAGCCCAAGAUUGUUGGUUUCAUAGCAAAGAGGCCAGCGACACCUCUGAAGCUUGCAGAGUCCCAAGUCAUGAAGACUCGUGCCUGGCCCUCAAGGAAGUUGUGCUAGUCAGAGAUUCUCUUUGACUCUUAUGUGCAGGGCUGCAUUUACUCUGACUUACCAAUAUUUCUGGAUGUGCUAAGUGAAGUAACAGAAGAUCCCUGUUACUCCUAGUUUUAAAGGGCCUCCUGCAAGCACUCUAGACCAAUUCAUAGGUGUGGGUUGGAGGGAGGCAUGUACUGUAGUUAGCUUUUUGUCAACAUUUAGAUAGUAAAAAGUAUGACCUAGAAACUUAGAACCAUAGUAUUUUCAAGAUGUGACUCUAAUGGUUAGACGAUGUGGAAGCUGUUUUACAAGAAUACAUGCUUUGGAGCUCUUCCGCCUCCAAAUCAGUGAUGUGAAGCCACAUGCCCAGCAUCAGCAGAGCUGCUGUCCAGAGCUGAAAUGAAAUAAAGUAGCAGGCAAAGCCCUGGCCCUGUUUGAAACUUCCACUGCAUCCAUUUUUUUUUUCCUGAUGGACCCCUGCUGUGUUCUUUUGACUGCAUGCUGUGAGGUGUGUUCCAGAAGGGAGUGGAAGAUGAUUUUUUUGCUCAUGUUGGCAUCCCAUCCAUUCAGAACCAUUUGGCAAUGGGGGAAUUGGGUGAUGGAACUGAGUUUUGCUUUGUAUCAGCAAUAAAUGUCAUAUACACACUUGGCUGUGUCUGAUACUGUCUUCUGUCAGGAAUGGGAAUGGAAAGAACCAAGGAGGUGGGAGGCAAGAAAUUUAGUGUGAUUCCUACUUUUAGGACAUAAUACAAGUCAACCUGCUGUUAAGUCUUCCAGUACAGCUGGAGCUCCUUAAUUACUGGGAGAGAUCAAAUACUACUUUGUUUAUUUCCAAUCCAUCUUUUAAGGUAGGACAAAACCCUUCCCAAGACAGGUUUGCAUAUAACACAAAACAGUAAGAGCAAGAUGAAAACCAAAGACUAUAGAAGUUAGAUACAGAAGUUUAAACCCAUUCAAAAGGCAAUGGCCCCUCUUCUCAACAGAUCCUGAACAAUGCAGUAUUUCUUUAGGGGAAAGUUUAAAUCAGUAAUACUUUUUCUGAUCAGCUUUCCCAUUUACGUGUCUUACCUAUGUGGUGUGCUUGCUCUCCAUCUGUAUUAACUCAUGGUUAAUAAAGGGAUAUAAUAUUUUACUGGCACCAUGGAUGUUCCAUCUAACACAGAGGCCUUCUUUCUACAGCUAAUCUCUUCAAUGUGUGAUCUGAUGUUGUGUUCAUUAUACAGUAUAUAUUUGUACUUUAAGGUUUCAAUGGGAUGCUCAUUCCCCCCAAACUGGCUGGUGACAGGGGUAGGGGGUGAGGCAAAGUAGGGUUCAGUGCUUGAUUUUUGUCAUUAGAAUUGUGUAGGAAGGUAACUGCUUAUGGUGGCUUUGCUUUGUUAUGUUGGCUUGCUUUGGUUAUGCAGAAAUAGAUGUCGCAAUGAGUUUAGAUGUUACGGUGUUACGAUGUUUGUAGUAACUUGAGAAAUUAUUGCAUAGUUCUUUAAUAUAUGAUUACUGCAAUAGGAACAUUUUAUGCAAAAUAUUGGAUCUCAGGAGACAGAACAUUGGGAAAAUUACAUACGUGAUUAACAUGCUGCCCUAGUUAUCAAAUUAUGUAAGGUCUAAAGGAGGCAGGUGAUAAUGUAGCCAAUAUAUUAAACACACUGUAUAAAUGUAGGACAUGGGUACAGUCUAUUACAAAUGGAUGGUGUAUGUUCUCUACAGAAUCUUAAGUAUCUGCACACAACAAAUUUACAAUUGGUUUUGUACCAGUCAUCGCUUCUCCCAAUAAAUCCUGGUAUUGUAGUUUGAUUAA
Candoia aspera is the source of this 7273-nucleotide messenger RNA. It is a transcript of the gene AP2B1, whose product is annotated as adaptor related protein complex 2 subunit beta 1. Gene Ontology annotation, cellular component: clathrin adaptor complex; membrane coat. The transcript has 22 exons. Gene Ontology annotation, molecular function: clathrin binding. Gene Ontology annotation, biological process: vesicle-mediated transport; intracellular protein transport. Bases 192 to 3047 code for a protein of 951 amino acids. Lineage: Eukaryota; Metazoa; Chordata; Lepidosauria; Squamata; Candoiidae. The record is from RefSeq and is a predicted model, not a curated record.